AUGUCAGAAACUGAGUUGGAAAAGAUAAAAGUAAGAGCGGCUGAGCACUUUGAAAAUGACAAAAAUAACAUUCCUUGGUUGAAGGAAGAUACGCAACUCACCAACGAAAAGCAUGGAGAAGAGAAACCUAUUAAUGCUAUCAUUAUAAAUUCAGUAUCUGAAUUCAAUAUCACAGAUGGACCAGUCCAGGAAAGCCCCAGUGAGAAAAACCUGUCAGGAUCGAGCACGUCACUGUCCUCCCUUGAAGAAUGCCAAACGAAAUUUCCCUACCUCCAAACUAACGCUUCAGUUCAUCAGAGAGAUGCUGAUGAAGAGUGUGCCUCCCUGAUCCUCACCUGUCUCUUUUGCCAAUUCUUGGACUGCCUCCUCAUGCUCCCUGACACGUGCGAAACCGUGUGCAUCAACCUGUGCUGCCCCUCUCACAGAUACUACUCCGCCUCAGAUGAGAACCAUCCUCGCAAUGACUGCAACCUGACCUGUGACGUGGACUGCAGCCUCUUUGAAUCCUGCCAUGAGACCAGUGAGUGCUUGGAGCUGGCCAUGGAGAUAUCAGAAAUCUGUUACCGCUAG
Messenger RNA from Arvicola amphibius (Eurasian water vole), 570 nucleotides. It is a transcript of the gene Mdfic2, whose product is annotated as MyoD family inhibitor domain containing 2. NCBI's taxonomy places the organism in Eukaryota, Metazoa, Chordata, Mammalia, Rodentia, Cricetidae. Bases 1 to 570 code for a protein of 189 amino acids. The transcript has 3 exons. The record is from RefSeq and is a predicted model, not a curated record.